Molecule: messenger RNA, 264 nt
Organism: Theileria annulata
Lineage: Eukaryota; Apicomplexa; Aconoidasida; Piroplasmida; Theileriidae
Exons: 2
Coding region: 1-264 (87 amino acids)
Source: RefSeq, a predicted model, not a curated record
AUGAAGUUGAUGAAAAAGUAUUUUAUAAUAUUUAUUGGGUUGUUGUUGUAUUUGAAUCCAGUAUCAGCAUCAUUAUUUGGAUGUUCAGAUGAUAAACAAAGAUGUAUGAAUCAAUGUGAUGAAAACAAUAGAGUAGGAGCAUUAAGUGGAAUGUCAAAGAGUGCAUGUAAAGCAAGAUGCCUUUUAUCUGAAUGUUUAUUUUAUCCUAGAAAAGAAAAGAAAAGUGCUCAUCCAUCUGAUAGAUUAAGAGGAUUUGCAAUAUAA